GUUUCCAAACAUGUCGUCUGAACACGAGAGCGCGGUGAUUUUCGGCAGUCGGGCUGACCUUCGCGCAGAGCGGAAACGCAAGCGUGAUGAGUCGGGGGACUGGGACAAGCUUAGCCACCCAGACUUGCGGAGCAUUCUGCAGCAGAAGGAGCGGCUUGGAAACAUUUUGAUGAAGUAUUACCCCACGCUCCUCCAUUUACCUGCGGAUGCCAUGCCUGAGACACCGCCUGUUGGCAACCAUUCCUACACGGUCAAGCCUGCAGGAUGCUGCUAG
Molecule: messenger RNA, 274 nt
Organism: Effrenium voratum
Lineage: Eukaryota; Dinophyceae; Suessiales; Symbiodiniaceae
Source: the annotation of a GenBank genome assembly